UCACACAAUUCUUUUGUUUACAUUUUCUGGUUCGUGACGUUUUAGGUUAUUUCAACUUUACAAAUUUACAAAUUCGGAAGACUUUGAGCGUUGUUUUGUUUUUUGUGAAAACUGAUAAAAAAAGUUAUAAAUUAAAGAAAAAAAUGAGGUGUGCAGUGGUUAAUUGUGCUAGUGUAAGUGCCAAAGGAUCUGGGUGCGCUUUUUUUACUUUUCCGGCCGACAUUGAGUUGGUGGAAAAGUGGAUCCAGUUCUGCCGGAGACCAACGAUUUUCAACGCCCGAACCAGCGUCAUCUGUGUAAAACACUUCACCACUGAUGACUUCGAGAACGAGCUUCAAUAUAAAAUGGGCUACGCUAAAAAGCGUAAACUAAAGCGGGGCGUUGUGCCGACAAUUUUCAAGCCUGCUGCGGAAAUGCCAGAUCCUGACAAGGAAGCCCAGCAGCAAGUGUACAAAACCAUUGUGAGCGAUCUACUGGAGCAGUCCACUUCCAAAGAAGCCGAAGGUCUUAUGGGCCAUAACCGCGCGGACGAGGAGAACUGUGGCAUAUUGCCAGAUGCCUUGACGCCUCUGUGUUCCCCACAUCGUGCCACAACACCUAGCAAGGUGUUUUACUAUGACAGCACGCUUAAGGAGGUUGAGGAUCUGCAAGAAAAAUUGUAA
Messenger RNA from Rhagoletis pomonella (apple maggot), 662 nucleotides. RefSeq names its product 52 kDa repressor of the inhibitor of the protein kinase-like. Bases 144 to 662 code for a protein of 172 amino acids. The record is from RefSeq and is a predicted model, not a curated record. Lineage: Eukaryota; Metazoa; Arthropoda; Insecta; Diptera; Tephritidae. Gene Ontology annotation, molecular function: sequence-specific DNA binding. The transcript has 3 exons.